This is a messenger RNA of Auxenochlorella protothecoides, 1641 nucleotides long. Its product is annotated as DNA polymerase eta. Lineage: Eukaryota; Viridiplantae; Chlorophyta; Trebouxiophyceae; Chlorellales; Chlorellaceae. Gene Ontology annotation, biological process: response to radiation; error-prone translesion synthesis. The record is from RefSeq and is a predicted model, not a curated record. The coding region runs from base 1 to 1641 and encodes 546 amino acids. Gene Ontology annotation, molecular function: damaged DNA binding; DNA-directed DNA polymerase activity. Gene Ontology annotation, cellular component: nucleus; site of double-strand break; replication fork. The transcript has 6 exons.
AUGGAGCUGCCCCGGAACAAGGUCAUCUGUCAUGUGGAUUUGGAUGCGUUCUAUGCGCAGGUGGAGGCCAAGCGCGACCCCAACAGGCUGGCAGGCAAGCCCCUGGCGGUGGUCCAGUACAACCCCCAGGGGGACCUGAGGACGCUGCUGCCAGAGGACGACCGUGUCAUACCUGCCUCCCCCAACUCCAUCAUCGCCGUAUCGUAUGAGGCCCGGGCGCAGGGCGUCCGGCGCAACAUGCGCGGCGACGAGGCCUGCGCGCUCUGCCCGGAUUUGAUCCUGGUCCAGGUGCCCACCGCCCACGGUAAGGCUGACCUGACGCUCUACCGCGCGGCCGGGCGGCGCCCGGGCGAGGCGCUGCUGGCCGCCGGCGCGGCGGUCGUGGCGGAGCUCCGCGCCGACGUGCGCACGCAGACGGGUUACACCUGCUCGGCGGGGCUGGCGCACACCAAGCUGCUGGCCAAGCUGGCCUCGGGCCUGCACAAACCCGACGCGUGCACGCUGGUGGCAGCGGCGGGGGUUCCCGAGCUGCUGGCGGACCUGCCCUUGGCGCGGCUGAGGAUGCUGGGUGGAAAGUACGGCGCGGGCCUGACGGACGCCCUGGGCGUGACCACGGCCGGCCAGCUGGCGGCGCUGCCGCGGAGCCGGCUGGAGGCGGUGGCGGGAGAAAAGGACGCGGCCUGGCUGGGGGGGCUGUGCCGUGGAGUGGACGGGGAGGAGGUGGUGGAACGCCGCCUGCCCAAGUCCCAGUCGUGCGGCAAGACAUUUCGGGGCCGACGCAGCGCACUUGCCGACCUGAACGCUGUCCGUCACUGGCUGGGGGUGCUGGGCAAGGAGCUGGAGGAGCGGCUGGCUGCUGACCGUGAGGAGAACGGACGCAUGCCGACGCUGCUGACGGUAUCGUGGAGCCGGGAUGCACCCCCCGCCCUGGCUCCCGACGGAUGGGCGCGGGUGCCCAGCGUGCCCAGCGUGUCGAGGUCCUGCGCCCUGCGCCGCCCCGAGGCCGCGGCGAUGGCCGACGACGCCGCGGCCCUGGUCCGGCGCUGGGCAUCCGUGCAGCCGCCAGGCUGGAACAUCGGGGCCAUGUCCCUAGAGGCCUCCAAGUUUGUGAUGGCCCAGGGAGAGUCCGCUGCCAUCACCAGGUUCUUCAAGGCAGGAGGGGCGCAGGCCGGGCCGAGCGCCGCCGAUGCCGUCUCGCCAGAUGGGGCAGGGGCGAAGCUGGAAGGUGACGCAGGGGCCGGCGAAGGUGUCCAUGUCGUGCAGAGUGAGGAGUCGAUGUGCCCUGCGUCUGGCAGCCAGCAGGUGGCGGAGGGGCGCCGCAGCCCCACGCACGAGCCAGGCGAUGGAGCUGAGGCGUCGGCGAGCCCGGCGACGCGUCCUGCGCCCGGCGUGAGGCCGGGCGCCCUCCUUUCCUCGGAGCAGGAGGCCUUCCUCGCCGAGCUCCCGCCCGAGCUGCGCUCCGAGGCCCGGGCCCAGCUGGGCGUGGCGGUGAUGAGGUCGCGCGUGGCGGCAGGCAAGCGCCAGACCCCGGACAGGGGGAGGGGUCGGGCAGGGGCGGCUGCCAGGCCCGCCAGGAGGAGGCUGCCCCCCGAGCAGCAGCCCGGGGGAUCCACCCUGGACAGGUUCCUGUCUGGAGCUUGA